Messenger RNA from Pelagomonas calceolata, 1349 nucleotides. Lineage: Eukaryota; Pelagophyceae; Pelagomonadales; Pelagomonadaceae. The record is from the annotation of a GenBank genome assembly.
UUUUGCCGAUGCCGACAGCUUCAGAUAUGCUUGUUUGGCGCCCGUGAGAAAUUUGGAUGGCAGGGGUCAAUUUAUGCGGGAGCUCUGCUCUCUCAGAUGGAGGUCUGCUCUCCACAGCCAUCUCCGCUAAAGCUGCCAAUUCGGCGCGCUGAGACUCUCCGCAACGACUGCUCGUCUCCGCUGGCACCAGGGACCAUCAAACUCAUCGGCAGAGCAAAGAAACGGCUCGAAACGCCGUCUCGCGCAGAGAAACACAGCCCAGCAGCCGCUCCUGGUCUCAGCCACGCAAAAUGUUCGCCCGCCGCCCGGAGCGCAACGCCCUCCUCGACAACGCGCAACCACCCGCUGAUCCGCCGACGCCCACAAGGCCGCAGCUCAAUCAUUUCCACUCCAUCAGCAUCAGCGACCUCGACGCGUCGGACAGGAGCCCGCAGUGCUACGCCGCGCUAUUGGUAUUAGCCUACUUCGUGCUUGGGGUGCUGUACUACUCGUACCUGGCCGCGCCGGAGAAGUUCACACUUAUUGAUGCGCUCUACUUCACGGUCGUAACUAUAACAACAGUAGGGUACGGAGACGUCAACGGCGACUACAAAUUAGUCGACACGUCGCAGGACAAGUUGUUUACGGCGCUGUUUGUGUUGCUGGGUGUGGGUAUUAUUGGUGCUGCCGUCGGCGUCGUCCUAUCGGCGAUUUUAGAUAGAGAAGACGAGCUAGCUGAACGACUAAGCAGGCAGCAAACAACAGAAACGGUCCGGAGGAGGCCCAGUUUACUAGGCAAGAAAGCCCUGUCGCCGGCCCAGGCGAAGUGUGUGGUCUCGGCAGCCCAAUUGGUGCUGGUACUGCUCGGAGGCACGCUCAUCUUCGAGCGCCUGGAACACGUUUCUCUAUUGACAGCGUUCUACUGGUGCUGCGUCUCGGUGACGACGGUGGGAUAUGGCGACGUCGCGCCCGAAACGUUCGCGGGCAAGGCCUUUGCUUGUGUUUUCCUGCUCGUGGGCACGGUGUUGAUGGCGAAAUCAUUAGGAGACAUCGCGGGCCUGCCCCUCGAGGCGCGCCGGAAACGACUGGAGAAGAAGGUCCUCGAGCAGUACGGCGACCACCUCGAUGGAGAGGAGUUCGCCGAAAUUCUGCGGUACGCCCACUCUCAAGGCUUGUGUGACUCGGCGACGAGCUGCUCGAAAACCGAAUUCGUCCUCUCGAUGCUUCUCAAACUCGACAAAAUUGACAAGGACGACAUCCGGCCGUGCGUACAGGCGUUCGAUCACUUGGAUAGCGACCACUCGGGGCGCUUGGAUGCCGGCGACGUCCUGGCGGCGGCCGACGCCGUCGUGUAACUUACUAGUGUGGUG